AUGGCUUCACUUCUUGGAAGCGAACCGCUGACUACCACUAUGCCCACGAGUUUCUCAACGUCUACCACUGAUGGUCCAAUUUCGUCGCUUCGAGUGCUGUAUCCUUUCAUGGUGUUUUUCUCGGUUCUAUCAUCCAGCCACGCCUCAGUUUUUCCAGGGCGAUGUUUCAACACUGAAAAGGGACUGAGCAUCGAAGGAGGAGACUAUCGACGACUCCGAAGCAUCGAUCAUCGAGGAUGUGCUGUGGAAUGCCGCGACGAUCCUUCGUGUUUGGCGUACGAGUGGAUGGAAAGCGCGGAGCUGUGCUAUUUGAAGUCACGUUCAUUGAGUGGUGAUCUCAUCAAGAAAAAGGACACAUUGAUUGGAUUCUGCUUGGAUGAAGAAGACGAGCUGAGAGACCGAUUCCGAGACCAUGCUGUCACCGGUCCGGAACUAGCGUCAUUGGCAGGUCUAGACGGUGAUCAGUGCAAGGCUGCAUGCUUUACGAUCCCGGAAGCUGCAAUAUAUAGCUGGACUCCGGACGAUGACGAAGAUGAUGAUGCUACAAUCGGGACUUGUAAAUGUAUGGGAGCGCUGAGGUCAAUCAAGCUGGUGUUCAACGCUUUCUCCGGAUUCCUGGGGCCACGAAAGAGGCGUUUACGACAAGUGAAACAAUUCAAUAUUCAUAGCAGAUACUAG
Molecule: messenger RNA, 678 nt
Organism: Necator americanus (New World hookworm)
Lineage: Eukaryota; Metazoa; Nematoda; Chromadorea; Rhabditida; Ancylostomatidae
Exons: 5
Coding region: 1-678 (225 amino acids)
Source: RefSeq, a predicted model, not a curated record